AUGUCUUCGGCUCAGGGCGAAGCCUCGUCAGGAGAAUUCUCCGAGCUUGUACAAUAUGAACUCAAGAGAAAACACAAGCUCUGCUUCGCAUGUGGCAGUAGCACGAUAAAAAGGAGCUCACACACUCCAUUCUUCAUUGAGAAGGAGCUGGAGGCCAAUGCACCAUUCUACCCGACUCUGAUCCUUGCCCCGGCCGGGCUUCUGGAUGCCUGGAUCACCGAAAUUCGCAACCAUUUUGGUAGUAUGCUGCGGCUGAAGCUCUUCCACUGGCCUGUCGGCUCAUACAAGCGAUGUGAGAAGGAAAGAGCAAUUGGGUACCAGGGCCUGGGUGGACUGCAACAGGAAUCAUGCAUCGAUAUGCUCCAGUAUUUUUACCACAGAUCCAGCCCGAAGAUUUAUAGCCUGGCAAUAGACCAGCAGGCUUUCUGGACUGGAGAUGUCAACGCGGCGCGGAAAUUCAUUGCUGAAUGGAGGCAGCGCGCUUACGACACCGCGAAGUUAGCAAUCCGAGACUUCUUCUUGGAGGAGCGGGCCGUCUUUGGGGAUGUCAAUGGAGAACUGGGGGAACCCAGCUCUCAGCGAUUGACAACAGGCCAUUCCUUUUCUUCAUGA
This is a messenger RNA of Aspergillus ochraceoroseus IBT 24754, 612 nucleotides long. RefSeq lists its product as uncharacterized. The transcript is spliced from 5 exons. Bases 1 to 612 code for a protein of 203 amino acids. The record is from RefSeq and is a predicted model, not a curated record. NCBI's taxonomy places the organism in Eukaryota, Fungi, Ascomycota, Eurotiomycetes, Eurotiales, Aspergillaceae.